Aspergillus clavatus NRRL 1 is the source of this 2514-nucleotide messenger RNA. Its product is annotated as urease Ure. The record is from RefSeq and is a predicted model, not a curated record. The transcript has 7 exons. Gene Ontology annotation, cellular component: urease complex. Gene Ontology annotation, molecular function: nickel cation binding; urease activity. The coding region runs from base 1 to 2514 and encodes 837 amino acids. Gene Ontology annotation, biological process: urea catabolic process. Lineage: Eukaryota; Fungi; Ascomycota; Eurotiomycetes; Eurotiales; Aspergillaceae.
AUGCAUCUCGUUCCCAAGGAGCUGGACAAGCUCGUCAUCUCGCAACUGGGCUUUCUCGCCCAGCGGCGUCUGGCCCGUGGGGUGCGACUCAACCAUGCCGAAGCAGUGGCCUUGAUUUCAUCGAAUAUUCACGAGCUCAUCCGCGAUGGCCACUACUCGGUCGCCGAUCUCAUGUCCAUCGGCAAAACCAUGCUCGGCCGUCGCCACGUCCUGCCCUCCGUCGUCCACAGUCUCGUCGAACUCCAGGUCGAAGGAACCUUCCUCACUGGCACCUAUCUCGUCACCGUGCACCACCCCAUCAGUUCCGAUGACGGCGAUCUGGAAAAGGCGCUGUACGGCAGCUUCCUGCCCGUUCCGCCCGCCGAUGCCUUCCCCGACCCCAACCCGGAGGACUACCGCCCGGAGAAGAUGCCCGGCGCCGUGCUGCCGCUCAAGGAGGAGCGCAUUACCCUGAGCGAGGGGCGGAAGCGCAUCAGGCUCAAGGUGACGAGCAAGGGCGAUCGGCCGAUCCAGGUUGGCUCCCAUUAUCAUUUCAUCGAGACGAACCCUCAGCUCCAUUUCGAUCGCCUUCGCGCCUACGGAUACCGCCUCGAUAUCCCCGCCGGUACCUCGGUACGGUUCGAACCCGGCGAUACCAAGACUGUGACCCUGGUGGAAAUUGCCGGCCAUCGCAUCAUCAAGGGAGGCAACUGCCUCGCCUCGGGGAAGGUCGAGGUCAGCCGCGCCGAGGAGAUCAUGCAGCGCUUGCAAGUGGAUGGGUUCGCGCACAUCCCCGAGCCACUGUCGGCGAAUGCCGCGCCAAUCGCGCCGUUUACAAUGGACCGGGAAGCCUAUGCGCGCAUGUUCGGUCCGACCACCGGGGACCUAGUCCGGCUGGGCCUGACCAACCUCUGGAUCCGCGUGGAGAAGGAUUAUACGGUCUACGGCGAUGAGUGUGCGUUUGGCGGCGGCAAGACCAUCCGUGAGGGCAUGGGUCAGGCCUCCGAGCGGUCCGAGAAGGAGUGCUUGGAUACCGUCAUCACGAAUGCGCUGAUUAUCGAUUGGUCGGGGAUCUUCAAGGCGGACAUCGGCAUCAAGGACGGGAUUAUCGUAGCGAUCGGCAAGGCCGGCAAUCCGGAUGUGAUGGACGGCGUGCAUCCGGACAUGAUCAUCGGCACGUCCACGGAUGUGAUCGCGGGCGAGAACAAGAUCGUGACGGCCGGAGGGUUCGAUACGCAUGUGCAUUUCAUCUGCCCGCAGCAGGUCGAGGAAGCCCUGGCGUCCGGUGUCACCACCUUCCUGGGUGGUGGAACGGGCCCCACGACCGGCACGAACGCGACCACCUGCACGCCGGGCUCCACGCAUAUGCGCCAGAUGAUCCAGGCGUGCGACCGCCUUCCGAUCAACGUCGGCAUCACGGGCAAAGGUAACGACUGUGGGGGACAGAGCAUCGAGGAGCAGAUCCUCGCCGGCGCGGCCGGGCUGAAACUGCACGAGGAUUGGGGAUCGACGCCCGCGGCCAUCGACACCUGUCUGGAAAUGUGCGACAAAUUCGACGUGCAAUGCAUGAUCCACACCGACACGCUCAACGAGUCCGGCUUCGUGGAGCAGACCAUCAAGGCCUUCAAGAACCGUACCAUCCACACCUACCACACGGAGGGCGCCGGCGGCGGCCACGCCCCGGACAUCAUCUCCGUGGUGGAACACCCCAAUGUGCUCCCCAGCAGCACCAACCCCACGCGGCCCUUCACCAUGAACACGCUGGACGAGCACCUGGACAUGCUGAUGGUCUGCCACCAUCUCUCCAAGAACAUCCCCGAGGACGUGGCGUUCGCCGAGUCGCGCAUCCGCGCCGAGACCAUCGCCGCCGAGGACGUGCUGCACGACAUCGGCGCCAUCAGCAUGAUGUCCUCAGACUCGCAGGCCAUGGGCCGCUGCGGCGAGGUCAUCCUGCGCACGUGGAACACGGCGCACAAGAACAAGGCGCAGCGCGGGCCCCUCAAGGAAGACGAGGGCACCGGCGCUGACAACUUCCGUGUCAAGCGGUACAUUAGCAAGUACACCAUCAACCCGGCCAUCGCGCAGGGCAUGGGCCAUCUCAUCGGCAGUGUCGAGGUCGGCAAGCUGGCCGACUUGGUUAUUUGGCGUCCGGGCACCUUUGGCACCAAGCCGGCCCAGAUCCUCAAGAGCGGCAUGAUCGUCGCCUCGCAAAUGGGCGACCCCAACGGCUCCAUCCCGACCAUCGAGCCGAUAAUCAUGCGCACCCAGUUCGCAGCCUAUGUCCCCAGCACCUCCGUCAUGUGGGUCUCGCAGGCCUCCAUCGACGCCGGCAUCGUGCAGUCCUACGGCAUCAAGAAACGCAUCGAGGCCGUCAAGAACUGCCGCAACAUCGGCAAGAAGGACAUGAAGUUCAACGACCUCAUGCCUCGCAUGCACGUCGACCCGGAGAGCUACCGCGUCGAGGCGGAUGGCGUGCUCUGCGAAGCCGAGCCGGCCGUCGAGUUACCCCUAACGCAGGAUUAUUUCGUCUAUUAA